AUGUCGAAGCGCCCAGUGCUCCCUGCGAUGCCGCGGAUCCUGUACGGGACCGCGUGGAAAGGCACACGCACGAGCGACCUUGUAUAUGAGGCAUUCGUACAGGGGUUCCGGGGUGUGGAUACGGCCGCCCAGCGCAAGCACUACCGUGAGGACCUCGUCGGCGCAGGGCUCGCGCGUGCGUGCCGCGAGCUCCAGCUGCAGCGCGAGGACGUUUGGAUCCAGACCAAGUACGUCGUGCUACUUACCAGAUUCACGCCCCUGAGCGGCCAGGACACCAGUGGGCCACUGCCAUACGACCCGGCUGCGAGCGUCGCGGACCAGGUGUGCCCGAGCUUCGUGAGCAGCCUCGCCCACCUGCACCCUGGUGCGCAGGUGCCAGACGUGCGGGCCCUGCUCGCGCGGUACGCCGUGCGCGCGAACCCCGGCGCCACGCACGCCGAGGCGCCACGGCAGGCCGUGUACCUCGACAGCUACCUGCUGCACUCGCCGCUGCCGACGCUCCAAGGCACGCUCGAGGCGUGGCUCGUCAUGGAGGCGCUCGUGGAUGCGGGCCUCGUGCGGCACAUUGGCCUCAGCAACGUGUAUGACCCCAGCAUAUUUGCGCUGCUGUUUGAGCGCGCGCGCAUUAAGCCCUAUGUACUGCAGAACCGGUGGCAUAGCUCGACGGGCCACGACGUGUCGUUGCUCGGGCUCCUUUCGCCAGUGCUCUCGCCGAACGCGUUUCCGCCCCCGGCCGAUGUGCUCGAGGCGCAGCCGCGGGGCGUCACGUACCAACCGUUCUGGACGCUGACCGGCAACCAGCGCUUCCUCCAGUCGGACGCCGUCGCCGUCGUAUCGUCGCAGCGUGGCCUGACGCCCGCACAGGUCGUCUACGCGUUCGUGAGUCAGGGCAUGGGCCUCCCCGGCCUCACGACAUGUGUGCUGAGCGGCACCACAGAUCCACAGCACAUGCGCGAAGCCGUCGACGCCGUGCGUGUGGCCGAGAUAGACCCCUGGGACGACGCAGAGCUGGCCUCGCUGCGUCGCGAGGUGGAGGAGUCUCCCAUCUCCAUGUUGGUGCCGCCGCCCAAUUUUGGCAUGGUCGAAGAGAGCCUGUACCGCUCCGGGCAGCCGGACCAGCUGAACUUUCCGUUCCUCGAGAAGCUGGGCCUAAGGAGCGUCAUCUGGCUCGCGCCCGAGGAGCCGGACGUGGGCUUGUACGUGCACGCUACUCACCACAGCCAGCACUUUUGUGCGGACCAGAACAUUGAGAUGCACCACCUCGGUGUGCUGUACAGCACGAAUGCGUGGGAUCCAAUUACCGAGGAGAUUGUGCUGCAGGCCCUGCACCUGCUUGUGCGGCCAUCGACGUACCCGUGCCUUGUGAUGUGCAACCUCGGGCGGCACCGCACCGGCACGGUCAUCGGGUGCCUGCGCAAGCUGCAGCACUGGAACCUAAGUGCGAUCCUGGAGGAGUACCGCAGGUACGCGGGCCCCAAGGUGCGCGUCAUGAAUGAGCAGUUCAUCGAGCUGUUCGACGAGGAGCUCGUGUUUGGAGAGAACCAGGCUGAAUAG
Malassezia sympodialis ATCC 42132 is the source of this 1554-nucleotide messenger RNA. RefSeq lists its product as uncharacterized. The record is from RefSeq and is a predicted model, not a curated record. NCBI's taxonomy places the organism in Eukaryota, Fungi, Basidiomycota, Malasseziomycetes, Malasseziales, Malasseziaceae. Gene Ontology annotation, molecular function: oxidoreductase activity. The transcript is spliced from 3 exons. The coding region runs from base 1 to 1554 and encodes 517 amino acids.